Beta vulgaris subsp. vulgaris (sugar beet) is the source of this 1658-nucleotide messenger RNA. RefSeq names its product flavin-containing monooxygenase FMO GS-OX-like 4. The transcript is spliced from 8 exons. Bases 60 to 1526 code for a protein of 488 amino acids. Gene Ontology annotation, molecular function: NADP binding; N,N-dimethylaniline monooxygenase activity; flavin adenine dinucleotide binding. NCBI's taxonomy places the organism in Eukaryota, Viridiplantae, Streptophyta, Magnoliopsida, Caryophyllales, Amaranthaceae. The record is from RefSeq and is a predicted model, not a curated record.
UUGGUAGUUUGUCCAAUAAUUUAUUUGACAACCACAAAAAAAAAGUGGAUGAUGAAAGUAUGAGAUUAAGCAGUGCUUGUUCUUCCCUCCACUACAGAUCUCCAAUCCCAAUGACACCCCUCCAAUUGACCCCCAAGAAAGUCGCCGUCAUCGGCGGUGGCGCAGCCGGAUUAGUGGCGGCGCGUGAACUUCGAACUGAAGGUCACAAGGUGGUGGUUUUUGAACGUGGGUCCCAAUUAGGUGGGACCUGGAUUUACUCCCCCGAGGUUGAAUCCGACCCACUUGGCCUCGACUCGACUCGAAAAAUCGUUCAUUCAAGCCUUUAUAGCUCUCUCCGCACUAAUCUUCCUAGAGAAGUUAUGGGCUAUCUUGAUUUCCCCUUUGUUGCUUCUGGAAAGGCGAAUAGAGAUUCACGCAGGUUUCCAGGUCAUGAGGAGGUGUUGAGAUAUUUAGAGGAUUUCGCGAAUAAGUUUAGACUACAUGAGUUGAUCCGAUACCAAACAGAGGUGUCACAUGUUGGGUUGGAGGCAAAAGGAAAGUGGAAGGUGAAAUCUAGGAGGAAUGGGAAUGAUGGUAGUGAAUUUGAUGAAACUUAUGAUGCUGUAGUUGUCUGCAAUGGACAUUAUACAGAACCACGCGUUGCUGAAAUCCCUGGUAUUGAGCUUUGGCCGGGGAGGCAAAUUCAUAGCCACAAUUAUCGUACUCCAGAGCCUUUUCGGGACCAAAUUGUCGUCAUGAUAGGGAGUUCAGCAAGUGCUGUCGAUAUCUGUAGGGACCUUGCUAGUUUUGCUAAAGAAGUCCAUGUAGCAUCUAGAUCAAAGCCAGAAGGAGAAUUCGGAAAGCAACCUGGUUAUGAUAACCUGUGGCUCCAUCCAAUGAUUGAAAGUGCCCAUGAAGAUGGUAGAAUCACAUUUCAAGAUGGGAGCGAAGUGCUUGCACAAGUCAUUCUCCACUGCACAGGCUACAAGUAUCAUUUCCCGUUCCUUCGUAACAUUGGUACCAUAAAUGUCGAUGAUAAUCGUGUGGGACCACUGUACAAGCACGUAUUUCCACCUGCCUUAGCCCCAGGGAUCUCCUUUGUUGGCCUCCCAUGGAAGGUUAUACCUUUCAUCCUUUGUGAACUUCAAAGUAGAUGGAUAGCAGGCACUUUGUCGGGUCGUAUAUCACUUCCAUCAGAAGAGAAGAUGAUGGAGGAUAUAGAAGCUUUCUAUUCACAAUUAGAUGCUGCAGGUGUUCCUAAGCGGUAUACUCAUAACAUUGGGGAUUAUCAGUUUGAAUAUGAUGAUUGGCUUGCUGCUGUGACUGCUAGCCCUCCCAUUGAGGAAUGGAGAAAGGCCAUGUACCGAGCAACUAGCCUCCGCAAGCGAGAUCAACCAGAGACAUAUCGUGAUGAAUGGGAUGACGAAGACUGGAUUUUGCCAGCCUAUCAAGAUUUUAAGCAAUACUUGCCUGCCGAAAGCAUUCCUCUUGUUCCCUCUUCCACACUGUCAUUUAAAAAUAAGGACUCUACUGAACUGGCACCUUGAACAGGUAUAAUCAGCCAAGUUUGUAUGUCACUCUACUUGGAGGGAGGGGGAUGUUAAGAAAAACAUAAGGAUUUAUUGUUGUUAUGUACGACCCCAUAAGUUUGCAUAAUAAAAAAAACAAAUGGUUUUGUA